UAUUUGAUUUAACAUUUUGUGUCUUAUCGAAAAUUUUUAGCCUUUUCUUUUUUUAAUCUUUGGUUUAUCGUGAGCCACCAAACGCACGAUCGAAAAAAUAUCUUUCACUCAGUAGACAAUGGAGCAUAAGGACGAUAAUGUCACAGAUAUUGAGAUGAGGCAGAAAUUAUCGAAAGAUAACGAAUCAUCUCCGAACAAAAACGGCAGUGGCGAAUCAAGCGCCACUGAUGAUAACCCUCCAGUACCGCCGAAGCGAGAUUACGGCGUCGACAACGUCGAAACGCAACCACCGCCUGAGUACGCAAGCGUGAAGAAAAGAAAGAAGUUAAUUUCAUUCCCACCUAGGCCAGAGUUUGUUUACAAACCUGAAAACACAGCAGCCUCAAUGACGUGCCUCAAGAAUUCUAUGAUUAUCACCCACCUGUUGAUAUGGCUCCUCGGAGCCGGUAUCACAGCUGUGGGCAUCUGGCUGAAAGUAGACAAAGACUUCUACAAAAUCCAGGAGAAUCUGGACAUCAAGCAGUUCGAUACAGCCACCACCAUCCUCAUCAUCGUCGGAGUGGUCGUCAUGGUCAUCGGCUUCUGCGGCUGCUGGGGAGCCAUUGCGUCCAAAAUCUGGAUGCUCGUUAUCUUUUCUAUCAUUAUGAUCAUUAUCAUAAUUCUGGAAAUCGCUGUAAUAGCGCUUGUAUGGACAUCUGUCGCUAGUCAAAAUAUGCAAGAAGACAUCAAACUGAAAGCCAAAGAUGCUCUACAGCACAUAACUGAAGAUAAAAACAAACAACUUUUCAUUGAUUUAAUUCAAUCUAGGCUUGCGUGUUGCGGUGUUGAUGGACCCGGAGAUUACAGUCUUGAUCCUUUGCAUCCUAAGCCAAUCCCGGGCUCAUGCACGCCCAAAGGUUCCGCAACUCCCUACUCAAAGGGAUGCUAUGCUGCCGUUAUUGAUUUCUUAAAAGGCAAAGCUGCCCUCGUUGGUGGGGUAGCAGUAGCUGUUUUAUUGUUACAACUUGGUGUCCUGGUAUUCACAGUGUGCCUUAUCUGCAGUAUUAAAAACUCUGCGUCAAACGUUAUCUUUUGAAGAUAGUGAGAUUAUGUAUUAAGAGACUGUUAUUUUUAUUUUGUUUGUACAUGAUCAAAAUAGAUAUUUUUGUACUUUUUAUGAAAGAAAUAAAGUAUUUUAAUUGAA
This is a messenger RNA of Argiope bruennichi, 1183 nucleotides long. RefSeq names its product tetraspanin-9-like. Bases 119 to 1075 code for a protein of 318 amino acids. The record is from RefSeq and is a predicted model, not a curated record. The transcript has 7 exons. Gene Ontology annotation, cellular component: membrane. Lineage: Eukaryota; Metazoa; Arthropoda; Arachnida; Araneae; Araneidae.